AUGAUAGGAAAGGAGAAAAUGGACGCUACGCUGUCCGAGAAAGCUGUAUCGCAACCGCCAUUCGGGACAGCUGCCGAGCGAGCCCGACGCAGUCUCAAUGCCAAACUCUCCAAUCCAUUAGCUGGGUUCAGCCAUACAGAGCUACGGAAUCAGGGGCGCACGUUUGCUGAACUUCACGAGAUGGGCGAUGAGUCCGAUAUCCGUGCUUUCGAGCUGGGUGCUGUGCUUGCACAGUCUCCAGAACGAUAUGUAAAUGUCACUGGUCUAACAAACCAGGAGAAGAGAGUAUUGGGCCGGGAAUUCACGCAUCGCUGGUCACAACCAUGGAAAAUGUAUGCUGUCAUUACAUUAUACCAAACGGUGGUCAACGGAGCCCAAAUAUUCUACAAACACCAAUUCGGCAUCGGCGAUGACUCCUCUCGAAGUGCCUGGCUCGUCGGUCUAGUUAACUCAGCACCAUACCUCUGCUGCGCCUUAAUCAGUUCCUGGCUAACAGUACCAUUCAACCACUGGUUCGGCCGCCGCGGCACAAUUUUCAUAGCAUGUGCCUUGUCUGCGAUAACAUGUCUCUGGCAGGGAUUUGUCGCAACCUGGUGGGCGAUGUUUGUUGCACGAUUCAUGCUAGGCUUCGGCAUCGGCCCCAAAUUAGCAACUGUGCCGAUAUACGCCGCCGAAACGGCACCUCCGUCCAUCCGUGGAGCAUUGGUCAUGCAGUGGCAGGUGUGGUCGGCUUUCGGGAUUAUGGUCGGCUAUGCAGCGGACCUCAUCUUCUACAAUGUCCACUCGAGUACCAUCGUCGGCCUGAAUUGGCGCUGUAUGAUGGCUUCGGCGAUGUUCCCAGCUCUGGUCGUUUGCUGUUUUGUCUUUACUUGUCCCGAGUCGCCGCAUUGGUACAUGCGUCAGAAGCAGUAUUUCCGUGCUUACAGGUCGAUCUGUACGCUGCGGAAUCAUAAAAUCCAGGCAGCUCGUGACCUGUACUACAUGCAUACCCUGCUGGAGGCUGAGAAUAAUAUGAAUCUUGGGCGUAACAAGAUGCUGGAACUGAUUAAAGUCCCCCGAAACCGCCGAGCAACGUUGGCAUCUCAGAUUGUCAUGUUUAUGCAGCAAUUCUGUGGCGUCAACGUUAUUUCAUACUAUUCUUCCGAGAUAUUUCUCGAGGCUAAAUUUUCUCCACCGGCCGCUCUAGCCGCUUCAUUAGGCUGGGGACUCAUUAACUGGCUCUUAUCAAUACCGGCAAUCUACACAAUCGACAUAUUUGGUCGACGCAAUCUCCUGUUACUCACCUUCCCACUCAUGUCUAUGGCAAUGUUAUUCACAGGGUUCAGCUUCUGGAUCCCAGAGAGCAGCCACAGUGCACGUCUCACCUGCAUUGCUUUGGGGGCAUAUCUUUUCGGCGUAGUCUACUCACCGGGUGAGGGACCCGUGCCGUUCACAUACACGGCCGAAGUAUACCCGUUGUACGUCCGGUCAUACGGAAUGGCACUAGGCACGGCAACGAUGUGGUUCUGCAAUUUUAUUCUGGGCAUGACGUGGCCAUCUCUGCGCGCUGCAUUUACAAUACAGGGGGCAUUUAGUUGGCAUGCAAGCUGGUGUGUGGUUGGAUGGUGGAUGGUACUUUUGUUUAUGCCAGAGACGAAGGGGAAGACCCUUGAGGAGUUGGAUCAGGUCUUUUCCGUGCCGACGAGGUUGCAUGCGCGGUAUGGGUUGAGGCAAAUUGGGUAUUUCUUUAACCGAUAUUUGUUGCAGAGGGAUGUUAGACCGGAGAUUCUUUAUGAGAGGGAGGAAUUGGUUAAGGUUCAAGAUGUUGGAUUUAAUGCUUGA
Molecule: messenger RNA, 1821 nt
Organism: Penicillium hordei
Lineage: Eukaryota; Fungi; Ascomycota; Eurotiomycetes; Eurotiales; Aspergillaceae
Exons: 4
Coding region: 1-1821 (606 amino acids)
Biological process (GO): transmembrane transport
Cellular component (GO): membrane
Molecular function (GO): myo-inositol:proton symporter activity
Source: RefSeq, a predicted model, not a curated record